Molecule: messenger RNA, 1092 nt
Organism: Nannizzia gypsea CBS 118893
Lineage: Eukaryota; Fungi; Ascomycota; Eurotiomycetes; Onygenales; Arthrodermataceae
Exons: 4
Coding region: 1-1092 (363 amino acids)
Source: RefSeq, a predicted model, not a curated record
AUGGCUGGUAUUUCAGAUAGAGCUCUCUAUCAUAAGCUCACAAAACCUUCCACUAUGGCGGAGAAUCCUUACAAACUAGAUGCCGAUGAUCUAAAGAUUGGCACGCCUGAAUAUUUCUGGAAGUGCUAUUUUUUCAUCCAUGGGAGUCUCAUGGACAUUGAAGUGCUUGCCGAAGCCCUCGGCGUACCAUCUAACGAUUUGAAACUAAAAUUACGCCCUGCUCAGGUUCUGAGCUAUGAGACUAAGUUCUGGCGCGGAUGCCCUGUGCUUCAACAUUCACAAUUUGAUGCUACUGUCGAUGGUAUGGCUUACUACGUGAAGACCCGGGAAGAGAGAGAGCGCCUCAUAGAACAUCAGCCAAAGGAAUAUAUCCCGCAUAACUGUCACAUCAGAUUCUCUGAUCUUCCAAACGGAGAGACUGAACAAAGAGCAAUGAAUGUCUCUGCUUCACUUUCUAGAAUUGUCGAGAAAGAAAUGUCAUCCAGCAUAAUAAGUGAAUGGCCCUCUGUUGCUUUAGGAGGAGAUGAAGAUCAUCCCACUGCUCACUCUUCUAUUCCCUUUUUUAAAGGUCUGCUUGAUAUUUCCAGUUAUAGGAAUAUAUCACUUCUAGCCUACAUCUACUUUUCACCUAUUUCCAUUCACUGCCAAGUCGAGCAAAUGGACGCCGACUAUAAAGUCGGCAUCGAGGUAGAGAUCGUCCUGAUACCAGAGGACAAGAUGCUCAAGUCAAUAGAGGACCUUGCAAAGAAGUUUUUGCUGUCGAAUGCUCAUCCCCGAUCAUGCAUCACCAACUGGAAAAAAUCAGUAACAUCGGUUUUCAACCAUUUGAGAUCCUUCGCAGAUCUUGCAGUGAACAGCUCGUGUGGUUUCCAUGUCCAUGUGAGUAAAGAGAAAGGCUCCUGGAACCUGGAAGAUCUUAAGCGCAUAUCGCGCGCUAUUAAUUAUUUCGAGUCGUCUAUUGAACUCGUCGUCCCUGAGAGCCGUCGAAGAAAUAUCUGGGGGAAAAGUAACUGGACAGAUAACCCACGGUUUGAUGGGUUAUCUGAGGAAGACUCGUACGCUCUUAUCGAGGCCUGUACAAACGAUGUUUGA